This is a messenger RNA of Stegostoma tigrinum, 2111 nucleotides long. Its product is annotated as nectin-3-like. Lineage: Eukaryota; Metazoa; Chordata; Chondrichthyes; Orectolobiformes; Stegostomatidae. The transcript is spliced from 8 exons. The record is from RefSeq and is a predicted model, not a curated record. Gene Ontology annotation, biological process: homophilic cell-cell adhesion; heterophilic cell-cell adhesion. Gene Ontology annotation, cellular component: adherens junction. The coding region runs from base 380 to 1633 and encodes 417 amino acids.
ACAAGUGUCGUUUUUGGUUCAGCCUACUUAAUGGCAGCGGCCGGGUCUUACCUCCGUGACGGGACCGUUCGUGAGGGCCCAACAAGCUAAAUAAUCAGCGCCCCGCCCCGCCCCGCCCCGCCCUAACGGCUGUGCUCCGUCACGGCCAUAAACCGGAUAAACACAACAAGGUAAACAACAUCUCUGGAGCAUAAAAGCUGACGUUUCUGACCUAGACCCCCUUCCAGCUCCCACAGUACCAACAGUAAAGUGGAAGGGGGUCCUGCUAACUAUUGAACCCCUUUUAUACCCCAGUGACGCACAGAAAUGAAUUUUCUCACCCACUACGUUCUCUGAAGAAAGGCCGAGACGGGAUCGGGCUCGUUUGUCGCUCCGGCCGAUGGCGCAGAGCAGGCCGGACCCGAUGCCGACGUGCGGGAUCUCGGUGGCUGUUGUUCUGUGGCUCCUUGUGUGGCAUCUGGACGCAGCGGCUCCAGGUCCAAUAAAUGUGAACGGUGACCAGAUUUUGAGAUCUGUAGGCGAUGAUACCCUGCUUCCAUGUACAAUUGACACUGAGCAAACUAUCUCUCAAUUCAUGUGGCGACACAGGCGUGGUCAACAGCAACGGAACUUUUUCACAGCAGCUUUCAGAAACGGAAAGACUGAAACCUUAGAUGAUACGUUUGAUGACAGAAUGACCUACGUUGGGACAAGUUCCAAAAAUGCAUCAAUGUAUCUGAGAAAUAUUACACUGAGUGAUGAGGGGACAUACAGCUGUAUUUUCACCUUAUUCCCAGCAGGGCCUGUUGAAACAGAUUUGCAGCUGAUCGUAACUGCUCCUCCAGCUGUUACAAUCCAAACGUAUCCAGUUUUUUCUCUGAUCGACUGCAGUAGACACCUUAUUGUCACCUGUAUCGCAGCAAAUGCAAAACCAGCCGCAGGUAUCACUUGGGAAGUUCCUUUCAAUAUACGUGCCAAUCAAAAUACUGGGCAUCCUGCUGCGAAUGGGACUGUGACCGUCUCCAGCCAGUUUCAUCUGUGUCCAAAUAAAUCACUUUAUGGGCAGAAUAUUGUCUGUGUUGUGGAACAUCCAGCCCUCAGAGCUUCAAAACGAGUUUCUUAUCGCCUGAAUAUUGACUACAUAUCAUCAGUUUUAAUUAAACCUCAGAAGAAUGAAGAUGGCUACUUAUACCUGAUUUGUGCUGCAGAUGCUAACCCACCUCCUACUGAAUACAUCUGGACAAAGCCUAAUGACUCUAUUCCGGAACGUGUAAUAAUACAACACGACCGAAUUAAAUUGCCGAAGUUGACCCCAGAACCUUAUGGGUAUUAUACUUGUGCAGCAAGCAACAUAGCUGGGACUGCGUCAGGAUCCAUUUAUUUGUUUCCACUUGCAGAUGAUCAGAAGGAACGUCAUUACAUGGUGCCCUUUAUCGUCAUAAUCCUGAUGCUCAUAAUUCUGCUCAGCACUUUUGGCUAUUUUUAUCAAAGAUUAAGAAGGAAAAAUCAACAAAGAAGCAUUGGCAAAGAAACAUCCUCAAAAAUGAUGCCUUCACGAAGUUCCUGUGACCCCAGAACACAACAUUCUGAGGUGGAAGAGCAAGUGCAAGUGGAGGAAGAUGAACCAGAUAUUCACUCUGAAGAGACUGUUUGAAUUCCACAUUGAUACCUUUGAGCUGCAGGGAUCCCAAGCGGAAUAUGAUUUUGCUGUUCCUGCAACCUUCGGGUGGCAUCGUUGUGGCACUGCAGGAGGCCCAGGAUGGACAUGUUGUCUAAGGAAUGGGAGGGGGUGCUGAAAUGUUUUGUAACUGGGAGGUGCAGUUGUUUAGUGUGAACUGAGCGGAGGUGUUCUGCAAAGCUGUUCCCAAACGUCCACUUGGUUUCCGUAAUGUAGAGGAGGCCACAAUGGGAACAGGAGCACAAAAGCUGACGUUUCGGGCCUUGACGCUUCAUCAGAAAAGGGGGAGAGGGGGAGGCGGUUCGAAGAUGGAUAGAGGAAAGAUAGGUGGAGAGGAGACAGGCAGGUCAAACAGGCCGGGAUAGAGCCAGUAAAGGUGAGGGGAGAUGGGGAGGAGAUAGGUCAGUCCAGGGAGGACAGACAGGUUAAGAGGGCGGAAUGAGGUUGGUAAGUG